Molecule: messenger RNA, 1367 nt
Organism: Nematostella vectensis (starlet sea anemone)
Lineage: Eukaryota; Metazoa; Cnidaria; Anthozoa; Actiniaria; Edwardsiidae
Product: protein archease-like
Exons: 9
Coding region: 143-598 (151 amino acids)
Biological process (GO): tRNA splicing, via endonucleolytic cleavage and ligation
Cellular component (GO): tRNA-splicing ligase complex
Source: RefSeq, a predicted model, not a curated record
ACCCGCUGACUCGUCCUGUGUUUUGUUGCACCACAUUUCUCUCUGCCCCCAAAUCAUCUUCACCUGCCUACAACAAGAACACUGUUAUUUCUCCAUAGCCUCCAUGAUCUCGAUAUAGAAAACUCUGUUAAGCUUUAGUGAAAUGGCAGCUGUGGAUUUUCAGCCGAAGAAAUCUGCCAAGUACGAGUAUCUUGACCACACGGCUGAUGUCCAACUUCAUGCUUGGGGUGAUGACUUGAAGGAAGCCUUUGAACAGGUUGCUGUCGCAAUGUUUGGAUACAUGACUGACCUUGAGACAGUGGAGAUCAAGAGAGAGGAGCUUAUUGAAGCAGAAGGUGAGGAUGUGAUAAAUUUACUCUUUCAUUUUUUGGAUGAGGCUCUGUUCUUGAUGUGUGGAGACCCUUACUUUAUUGUCAAGGAAGUUGAAGUUGUAGAAUUUGAUAAGGAGAACUUUAAAAUCAAAGCAAAAGCGAGAGGAGAAGAGUUUGAUCUUGAAAAGCAUCCACAGGGAACUGAGGUCAAGGCAAUUACCUACUCCAAUAUGCAAGUACAUGAUAACGAAGGAAAGGCUGAGGUCUAUGUUAUCAUUGAUAUUUAAGAUGAAUUUCAAUUUUACUGUUUUCUUGUAUUGCUCUGCUGGCAACUUAAUAGAGAGACGUUCGAGGCUCUGGAACCAGGGUAUAGCAAAAAUGGCAGAAGCAAAAACCAUUUGGGGGGGGGCUUUGUCACAAAACUAUGCUAUGGGCUAAUAAUCACUGUUUUUUUUGUUAACAAGCAUCCUGUUUCUGUCAUCAAUGCAUAACAGUUAUUUAAAAUAAGGUAGAAAAGUUUCAUUCACAUAAAAUAAAGUUUGUUGGCUGUGUAACAUAUUUGGUAGAGGGUGGGCUAAAGUAAAAAAGUAUCAGAGGAAGCUGAAUUACAAAAGCUUGCCGAUGUUUAUUGUAGGAAGCUUUUCAAUUUUUACAUCCUUAGUUUGAUGUGCAAUGCUUCAACAAAUUUAAGAAUAUGUAUAACAACAAAAAAAGUUGUAAAUAUUUGUACUAGUUUUACAAUAACAUAUUGAAUAUAUUGUAAAGGAAAAGAGAAAAAACAAUAGCCAUAAGGAUUUUUUGUGUGCUAUACAGUCUGGUUCAGAGUGACAGUACAAUUUCUUAGGUUUUUAGACUCUGUAAAGUAUUUACCACACAGGGGCAUUGUAAUAGUUUCUUAUCAAGUUGUGUGAUGUUGCCUGCUUUUGGAAAGCCAUUGACAGCUUCCUAAGCAUUAUUUGGUACAGAAUUCUAGCAAAAGUUUGAAUUUAUACUUUAAAAAAUGAUCACACUUUUACAUAAAAACAGAUGUAAAUAAAACAUGUUUCAGUUACAUAA